UCCUCGCUCCUCUUGGUCCUGUCCAACUCGAAACCCUAACACCAAAAAAUCCUCCAAAAUCCAUUCCGCCGCCGCAGCCCGCAGGCACACACGACGAUGGCGGCGGAGCUGGGCGAGAUUGAGGAGCUCGUCGAGGAGAUCCUCAUCCGCCUCCCUAAGGACGAGCCUGGUAAUCUCCUCCGCUCCUCCCUCGCCUACAAGCCAUGGCGCGACCUCCUCGCCAGCCACGCCUUCCGUCGCCACCACGGCGACUUCCACCGAACACCUCCCAUGCCUAGCUUCCUCCGCGACUGGCCGGAACUCAGCAUCGAGUUCUUCCCCACCACGGAUUUCCUGGCGCGCGGUCCCGACCCCCAGCACCAAUAUGCCGUGGAAGAUUGUCGCCACGGCCGUGUCCUCCUUCGGUACUUCGAUGAGGAUGAGGAUAUGCCAUUGCUGGUCAUCUGGGACCCCAUGACGGGCAGCGAAACAGUGCUUGGCAGCCUCGAAAUGUCGGAAAAGGCAAGGUCGUUUGCCUCAGUGAUCUGUGCUGCGGACAGCUGCCGCCACGGUGACUGCCAUUCCGGUCCAUUCCGCGUCGUUUUCGUAAUCCUUCACCAGGAAGAGGAGGUCGCUACGGCGUCCGUGUACUCAUCGGAGACGGCUAGUUGGAGCUCUUCGGCGGUCACCGAUGUUGGUACGUUUGAGGAUGAAGUCUAUUUCUCCAUGCCUAGUGUCCUCGCAGGAGACGCGCUCUAUUUCCUCCUUUUCCGGGGCCAGGAUGUUGAAGGUUGCAGUAUUCUCAAGUACGACUUGGGAACCUCCUGUCUGUCGGAGAUUCAUCUGUCGGAGGAGAUGCAGGAUGCCAGCGACAAUCCUAUCCUGAUGGUGGGGGAAGACGGUAGGCUGGGAAUCGCACACCUGUUCUUUUUCUUCCUCUCCGUCUGGUCGAGGGAGGUGGAUCCCGGUGGAGUUGUGUCGUGGACACAACGGAGAGACAUCAACCUCGAGACUCUUCUUCCCACUAGUGAUUUCACAUAAUCACCAGAGUUGGUUGGCUCCGUUGAGGGUACUGAUAUCAUUUUUUAACCACAAAUCUCGGCACCUAUGAAAUUGAUCUCAAGUCACUGAAUCACCUUUGAAGAUGCUCUCGAGCAAGCUGUGCCUACAUCCUAAUAUCAAAUGGACCCUCUUUCCCUACGUUAGCUUCUACUAUCCUCCAGCGGCGGCUGGUGUUGUCGUUGAAGCAUCAAGUGAUGAUGAUGGACAUGGCAAUGAGGAAGCAGAAGUCUCAAGCAUUGAAGAAGUUUAGAUUGCUGUUUUGGUGUUGGUGGCUUUCGUUUGGUUUCCUGUUGGAUGGAUGAUGGGAUAGUGGUGUGAGUUUGAUGGCUGAUGGAAGAGUUUGUGUUAUGUCUUGUUAAUUAACUGUCUCUAUUUUUUAUAGCCAUGCUAUGGAUGUUUUUGUUUUUCAAAGUUCAAACCCUGAUUCCAUUUAAGCAGGGGAAAGUUGUCUUUUGUGUAAAAAAAUGCUGAAAGUUGUAUGCAUAAUUACACAGAAAGUUUUUUAAUUUUCCUCUACAGAAAGUUUUAUAUUUAAAUAGUGCCAGCAGCUGCAUCGCCUGUUGUGCGUG
Molecule: messenger RNA, 1610 nt
Organism: Triticum aestivum (bread wheat)
Lineage: Eukaryota; Viridiplantae; Streptophyta; Magnoliopsida; Poales; Poaceae
Exons: 2
Coding region: 97-1020 (307 amino acids)
Molecular function (GO): protein binding
Source: RefSeq, a predicted model, not a curated record